Haliotis rubra (blacklip abalone) is the source of this 997-nucleotide messenger RNA. Its product is annotated as cytochrome P450 2G1-like. Lineage: Eukaryota; Metazoa; Mollusca; Gastropoda; Lepetellida; Haliotidae. Gene Ontology annotation, biological process: xenobiotic metabolic process. Gene Ontology annotation, cellular component: intracellular membrane-bounded organelle; cytoplasm. The coding region runs from base 110 to 997 and encodes 295 amino acids. The transcript is spliced from 4 exons. Gene Ontology annotation, molecular function: heme binding; oxidoreductase activity, acting on paired donors, with incorporation or reduction of molecular oxygen, reduced flavin or flavoprotein as one donor, and incorporation of one atom of oxygen; iron ion binding. The record is from RefSeq and is a predicted model, not a curated record.
CUCGCUCUCUCCUGUCAGGUUUGAGACAGGCUUGAAACUAGCGUACAACGAUGUGGGAUUUUGGAGUUACAACAGUUGCCUUAUUUCUGGUCGUGGUACUGGUAGUGUUAUGGCUAUUCAACGCGGCGCCCAUCUGGUCUUCCCCCCGGACCCCCUCUCCUUCCGUUCGUGGGGAACGCCCUGUCCAUGGACGCUGAUCCCCGGGUCUUGUUCAAGAACCUCCGACAGAAGUGGCGACAUUUUCAGUCUGUAUGUUUUCCACAAGCCUCUCAUCGUCCUCAACGGCUACAACGUUAUUAAAGAAGCCAUAGUGAAGAACGCCGACGUCUUCUCCGACAGACCGCACUCUUUUUUGACUGAUUUCAUAUUAAAGGGAAAAGGAGUAGUCGGAACCUCCGGGGACUUGUGGCAUGAACAGAGACGAUUUGCUCUCAAUGCUCUGCCGAGAGUUUGGAGCGGGAAGAACCAUCACGGAGGAAAAAAUACACGAGGAAAUUGCACAUGGAGAACCUGGCUGAGACUAUUGCUGAUCUGUUCGUUGGGGGCUUCGGAGACGACGUCCACCACAAUACGCUGGGCGCUGGUCUACUUCCUGAACUACCCGGAUGUACAAGACAGGUGCUUCCAGGAGAUUCUGGAAAACGUGGGUCAGAGCAGACGACCCUCCAUGAAGGACAGGACGAACCUUCCUUACGUGGAGGCCACCAUCUUGGAAACCUUAAGAUACGCUGAUAUUGCUCCUAUUGCUGUCCCUCACUCAGUUGCACAAGAUGUACAGUUCAGAGGAUACACCUUCCCACAAGGCGUCACAGUUAUAUUGAACCUUGAUUCAGUCCUCCAAGACACGGAUGUAUGGGGAGACCCGCAAAACUUUCGACCGGACCGUUUCCUCGAUGACGCAGGCAAGAUUCAGAAGAGGGAGGAAUUUAUCCCCUUUUCGUUGGGGUCUGGGAGACAGUCCUUGGCCACUCCACACAUGUACAAGACAUGUGCAUGA